Molecule: messenger RNA, 925 nt
Organism: Notothenia coriiceps (black rockcod)
Lineage: Eukaryota; Metazoa; Chordata; Actinopteri; Perciformes; Nototheniidae
Product: caldesmon-like
Exons: 4
Molecular function (GO): ubiquitin-protein transferase activity
Source: RefSeq, a predicted model, not a curated record
ACGCAGUUAUUUCCGUGUGUUUCGGAUGUCAAUGGCGGCAAGUGUAAACUGGAGUUUGUCAACAGCUUAUAUCGCAAAAAAAUACAUUUUAAAGAAAGUCUUUAUGUGCUAAGUGUUGCCACUUUCGCUGCUAGCUAGCAUAUUAGCUGCCAGAGCUGUUAAACAUCUUAACGAGCAAGGUUUAACUUUAAGUUUCAUUUCAUACAGUAUGGCUGCUAGCGGGGAGAUUGCUAGCAUGCCGUCAGAGGAAGAGCCAGGAGUUCGACAUCUAACCGAGGAGGAGGAGGAAGAAGAAGACCUGGAGCUAGCGUUAGCAAACAUGACGGUGGAAGACCUGCUGCAAAAAGUGCAGUCAGUGCAGACGGAGAAUAUGACCGAAGAGGUGGGCGUCAACACGGACACGGACUGGGAGAGUCAGGUGGCGGCCAUGUUGGAUUACAGCUCCAGCCUCACGGAACAGUACGACAACAUGAAGAAGCAGCAGGGCGAGGAGGGGGUGGCGCAUGAGAAACAGAAGCAACAGGUGCAGAGGAGGAAGGAGGAGGCCACCCGGCAGCACCUGGCUCUUCUGGACAAACUGGAGUCUCUGCGAGUUAAACUGCAGCUGAACAACUCCAAGGCCACCAGGAAGAACUUCCUAUCCAAGAAACAGGAAAUGACCUCAGAGAAGAACAGAGCAGAGGAGGAGAGAAACAGGCUGGCCAACGAGCUGGAGGACAACGAGAUCAAGCUGGCGGCUCUCAUGGAGGACCAGAGCGAGGAGCAGCGGAGGUGGCAGGAGGAGCUGGACGAGCUACGGCAGGAGAUGGAGCGGGGGAGUAAGGAGGCGCAGGAGGCCGAGCUGCUGGCCCUGCAGGACGAGAUCUCUGCCGUGGAGAAGCAGAGGGAGGUCGCCAUGGCCCGCAUCGAGGGCUGGCUGAGGGAG